Messenger RNA from Limanda limanda (common dab), 1507 nucleotides. RefSeq names its product phospholipase A2, group XIIA (gene pla2g12a). The record is from RefSeq and is a predicted model, not a curated record. Gene Ontology annotation, biological process: lipid catabolic process; arachidonate secretion; phospholipid metabolic process. The coding region runs from base 187 to 771 and encodes 194 amino acids. NCBI's taxonomy places the organism in Eukaryota, Metazoa, Chordata, Actinopteri, Pleuronectiformes, Pleuronectidae. Gene Ontology annotation, molecular function: A2-type glycerophospholipase activity; calcium ion binding. Gene Ontology annotation, cellular component: extracellular region. The transcript has 4 exons.
CGUUAAACCCGGAAACGUCAAUCUCCCCGGCUGCGUCAGGUGGGAUAUCACUCCGCGCUGAGGUGACGUGAAAACAAGCUGAAGUCGAACUUGAGAUGACGCGGAGACAAAUCACCGAGAUCUAACCAACGUGAAGUCAAGCCAGCGUGUCGGGAUCGGGUCUGUGAGCCGGACGUGACGGGGACCAUGUUGUGCCACAGGGGCCUGGUCCGGGUGGUCCUGCUGGGGCUGCUCUGCUGCGGGGGUCUCACACGUGUGUUCGCCUGGAAGCAGGAGCCGGAGACUCCGGACUGGAGGCUCACACUGAAAACCAUCCGCAAUGGGAUUCACAAGAUCGACACGUACCUGAACGCAGCACUGGACCUGUUCGGAGGGGACGACGGGCUGUGCCAUUACAGGUGUAGUGAUGAUUACCUGCCGGUGCCUCGUCCUGGGUACAAGCCGCCGCCACCCAACGGAUGUGGCUCCCCGCUCUUUGGAUUCAAGUUUGACAUCGGCAUCCCGUCAAUGACCAAAUGCUGUAACCAGCACGACCGCUGCUACGACUCGUGCGGCCGACAGAAGCACGACUGCGAUGAGCAGUUCCAGUACUGUCUGGAGACCAUCUGCAUGAACGUGCAAAAAACUCUGGGCUUGGACAAGAGUGUCCAAGCUUGUGAGACGACGGUGAAUCUGCUGUUCGAUGCCGUGAUGCACAUGGGAUGUAAACCGUACCUGGACAGCCAGAGAGACUCCUGUGUGUGUCAGUAUGAACUGAAGAAGGAACUGUGACACCGCCACAGAAACCGGAUUGUAAAAGACUGGUUCAGAAGCCCAACUCCGAGAGAGGGACCCCAGCGAAAUCCUUCUGGUUCACAAUCAAAGACUUUCUCAGGGACAGAGUGUGGAUAGUGUUGCUCCGCCCCCUUUUUUGUCUGAAUUUGAAAAACACACGUCUGUUAGACAAGUAAAUGUGAAAUUACACUACUUUAUCUUUGUGUGCAAUUAAUUAUUUAUAUUUUCAAAACUGUGAUGUUUUUGUUUUUUGAGAGUAUUUGUGGGUUUUCCCGGGUUUUGAAUGUGAAGGACCAACAAAGCUUAGUCAGUUUAACCUGGAGGAUUUUAGUUGGUGUAAGAAUACAGAGGAAAUUUAUAAUAUAUAAGGUCUUCUGAGGUUUAAAUGUAGCGUUUGUUUCUGUGAAUGAGCAACUGAUUUUCAACUCAGCAUAACAAACAAAUGUAACAGUCGCACCAUAUCUUUAUUUCCCCCUAUAAUUAUCAUCACUUUACUUUGUUAUGUGCAGGAAAUUUUCAAUAAAUUAUGUAAAACAAGCCACAUCCCCCAUGGGCUUAAUAGGAACAUGAUUGGUAAGUGAGUCAAGAAUGUGUCUCUACAGCAUCUAAAACUAUUUUUCUAUUUGUUUUUACUUUUAUAAAAUCAAAAAGUAUCGCAUGAAGGGGAAUGCACUGUGUGAUGACAUUGUGGAGACGCACUGGAUUAAAAUGUCAUUAAAAUAAAUAAACAUUG